Molecule: messenger RNA, 2483 nt
Organism: Stegostoma tigrinum
Lineage: Eukaryota; Metazoa; Chordata; Chondrichthyes; Orectolobiformes; Stegostomatidae
Gene: cyp1b1
Product: cytochrome P450 1B1
Exons: 1
Coding region: 762-2372 (536 amino acids)
Molecular function (GO): heme binding; oxidoreductase activity, acting on paired donors, with incorporation or reduction of molecular oxygen, reduced flavin or flavoprotein as one donor, and incorporation of one atom of oxygen; iron ion binding
Source: RefSeq, a predicted model, not a curated record
CAGGUUAUCACAUUGUUCGGGGAGAGAUUACAUUUCGAUUACAUUUAAGUAGCCCCACAUCGCAUCACGCACUGCUGUUGCUCCACACGCAAGUGUGAGGCAGCAGCGGGCGGACUCGGAAAGUGGAGUUAGUGUCAGUGAGCUGCUGCAGAGGAAGAUUCCACCACCCCACCCUCGUGAAUGUAACUCCUUCCUAUAAAACGCGGACGCCAGUUGGAUGGUGAUCUAAAGGCAACGACGGUGUUUCAGACAGAACUAGCACAGGGGGUUAAAGUGCCCUCUCUGGUGCAAUUCACAGUAAACUCUUCACAAGGUUCGCCCGCUGCCAUGUGACGGUAGGACGAAAGCCCCCGCCCCCGUCACUCUCUCUCUCUCUCUCUGUGCAUAUAUAUAUAGUAUAUAUAUAUAUAUAUAUAGUAUAUAUAAGUUAGGUGACAGAAACCCCGGAGAAGCCGAGUCUGCGCUCACGGUGAAUUAGCGCCGGCUUUCUUGAGAGUUUUGCUUUGCCGGGGGAUCAGUAUUCCUUACUGUCUCGGUCCGAACCAAGUGACUGAGCUUCGAUGAUUAUAGUGCGGGAGCCGCUGUCCUGUCUGGACUUUCUCGGAUACUGUAAAGAAUCUACUUAAAUGCAUCUGAAACACACCGUGCUCCUCCCCUGUUAAAGCAUCUUCAUUAUUUCAGGGGAUAACCCUGUUUUUUUUUCGUCUCUCCGAUAGACAGAGGAAUUGCUGCGCUAUUUCAGGAACCAGGACGGUGAGGGAAUGAUCGCCAAUGAAACGUACACUUCUGACCGCGGGCUGUCGGCUAGCCCCAGCCCGCAGUGGAUGCUGGCGGUCACUUUGUUUGCCCUGCUCGGGCUGCACGCCUGGAAGUGGCUGCAACACAGCGACCCCAAGGGUCCGCCCGGCCCUUUCCCCUGGCCCCUGGUCGGCAACGCGGUUCAGAUCGGCCAGGCGCCCCACCUCAGCUUCUGCAGAAUGGCCGAGAAGUACGGCAGCGUGUUCCGCCUGAAGCUGGGCAGCCGCACUGUGGUGGUGCUGAACGGCGAGGAGUCGAUCCGCCAGGCGCUGGUGAGACAAGGCGCCGAUUUCUCGGGCAGACCGGACUUCAGCUCGUUCGCUGUGGUGUCCGGGGGCCGAAGCCUGGCUUUCCGCAGCCACGGCGACUUGUGGCGGCUUCACCGUAAGGUCGCUCACUCCACGGUGAGGGCUUUCUCCACCAGCAACCUGGAGACCAAGAAAGCAUUUGAGCAACAUGUGGUGUGCGAGAUGCAGCAGCUGAUCAGUGUGUUCACGGAGAGGGGCCGCCUCAGCCAUUACUUUGACCCGUGGCCCAACCUGGUGCUGACCGUGGCCAAUGUGAUGAGUGCUGUGUGCUUCGGCAAGAGGUACCGUCACGAUGACCAGGAGUUCACCUCGUUACUCUCCAAGAACGACCGCUUCGGCCAGACAGUGGGAGCCGGCAGCCUGGUCGACAUCAUGCCCUGGCUCCAGUACUUCCCCAACCCGGUACGCAGCGUCUACCAGGACUUCCAGCAGCUCAACCGGGACUUCUACCUGUUUGUCCAUGACAAGGCUCGGCAACACCGCCUGGAUUUCCGCCCAGGCCGGAUCCGGGAUAUGACGGACGCCUUCAUCCACAGCAUCGAGCACGGCCGUGUGGCCAGCGACACCGGCCUGAUCCUCAGCCCCGACUACGUGGAUUCAACCGUCACGGAUAUCUUCGGGGCCAGCCAGGACACGCUAUCCACCGCCCUGCACUGGGUCACCCUAUACCUGGUAUGGCAGCCCCAGCUCCAGGCCAAGAUCCACGAGGAGCUGGACCGUGUGGUGGGCAGGCAGCGUAUACCCAGCAUCGAGGACCAGCCCCGCAUGCCCUACCUGAUGGCGUUUUUGUACGAGACCCUGCGCUUCAGCAGCUUCGUGUCUCUCACCAUCCCGCACGCCACCACCCGACCAACGCUGCUCUCGGGUUACCGUAUCGACAAGGGCACCGUGGUCUUCAUCAACCAGUGGUCAGUCAACCACGACCCACACAAGUGGCAUCGGCCCGACGUCUUUGACCCUUGCAGGUUCCUCACCGAGGCGGGCACCUUCAACAAGGACCUGGCCAGCCAGGUGAUGAUCUUCUCGCUGGGCAGGAGGAGGUGCAUCGGGGACGAGCUGGCCAAAAUGCAGCUCUUCCUCAGCACCUCCCUCCUGAUGCACCAGUGCGCCCUCAGCGCCAACCCCAAAGAGGAGCUCACUCUGGACUUCACCUACGGCUUGUCCUUAAAACCCAAACCUUUCACCAUCGGCGUGACUCUGCGUGACACAAUAGAGCCUUUGAAUGAGGCAGUGCGGAGAAUCCAACGGGCCGACAGCAAUCAAUAACGUGCGAUAUGAUCGGGUUCUUGCCGGUUCAGAGCUGGAAUACUAUAGGGUUACAUUUCACGUGGUUGCGCUGGUCGAAAGUUUCUGCUGUUGUCUUUAACCCGCUCGAGU